Betta splendens (Siamese fighting fish) is the source of this 1676-nucleotide messenger RNA. It is a transcript of the gene aldh8a1, whose product is annotated as aldehyde dehydrogenase 8 family, member A1. Bases 89 to 1558 code for a protein of 489 amino acids. Gene Ontology annotation, molecular function: retinal dehydrogenase (NAD+) activity. Gene Ontology annotation, biological process: retinoic acid metabolic process. The record is from RefSeq and is a predicted model, not a curated record. Lineage: Eukaryota; Metazoa; Chordata; Actinopteri; Anabantiformes; Osphronemidae. The transcript is spliced from 7 exons.
CGGUGCCGUUCCAGGCAUUCCCUGCGCCUGCCUGCCUGCCGCCGUCUCUUUGCAGCCUCACCUGCUCGGUGUAAAUCCACUGGCAACUAUGCAGAAAGCUGAGCAGCGGUCCACUCUGGUUCUGGAGAACUACAUAGGAGGCAAGUUUAUCCCUUGUCAGAGGCACAUCGACUCCUACAACCCGUCCACCGGAGAGGUUUACUGCAAAGUACCCGACAGCGGCAAAGAGGAGGUGGAGGCGGCAGUGGCGGCGGCUAAAGAAGCCUUCCCCGAGUGGUCGGCCCGAAGCCCCAGGCAGCGAGCAGAGGUCCUCAACAAGCUGGCCGACCUGAUCGAAGCCCACCUGGAGGAGUUUGCCCAGGCUGAGUCCAGAGACCAAGGUAAAACGAUAAGUUUUGCCCGGGCGGUGGACAUCCCUCGCUCCGUCUACAACUUCCGCUUCUUUGCCACAUCCAUACUGCACCACACCACUGACUGCAGCCAGAUGGACGCCGAGGGCUGCCUCAACUACACCAUCCGUUGUCCCGUCGGCGUGGCUGCUCUCAUCAGCCCCUGGAACUUCCCCCUGUACCUGCUGACCUGGAAGAUCGCCCCGGCCAUCGCCGCAGGGAACACCGUGGUGGCCAAACCCAGCGAGAUGACCUCCGUGACCUCCUGGAUGAUGUGCAAGUUGAUGCAGCAGGCCGGCGUCCCCCCGGGAGUGGUCAACCUCGUGUUUGGCACUGGCGCGAAAGCAGGCGACGCGCUCGUGGGCCACCCUGACGUGCCCCUCAUCUCCUUCACUGGCUCCACGGCGACUGCCCGGCGCAUCACAGAGCGCAGCGCCCCCUAUUGUAAGAAGCUCUCGCUGGAACUAGGAGGUAAAAACCCCAGCAUCGUCUUCGCUGACGCAGACCUGGACCAGUGCAUCCAGACCACGGUUCGCUCCAGCUUCUCUAACCAGGGAGAAAUCUGUUUAUGCACCAGUAGAGUUUAUGUGGAAAGGAGCAUCUACUCUGAGUUCAUGGUAAAGUUCGUAGCCGCAGCCAGGAAGUGGAAGACGGGCCUGCCCUCUGACCCCAGCAACAACAACGGCGCUCUCAUCAGCAAAGAGCACCUGGAAAAAGUUCGAAGCUACGUCGCUCUCGCCAAAUCUGAAGGCGGCGUCAUCCACUGCGGCGAGGGGAUCGACCAGCUGGACCUGCCCGAGCAGAACCGCUCCGGCUACUUCAUGCCUCCCACCGUCCUCUCGGGCGUCGGCGACAGCUCCCGCGUCAUGCAGGAGGAGAUCUUCGGCCCCGUCGUCUGCGUCAGCCCCUUCGACACGGAGGACGAAGCCGUCGCCAGGGGCAACGGCGUGCGCUACGGCCUGGGGGCGGCCGUGUGGUCCCGGGAUGUGGGGAAGGUCCACCGCAUGGCCAAGCGGCUGCAGGCGGGCAUGGUUUGGACCAACUGCUGGAUGGUAAGGGAUCUGAACCUCCCCUUUGGAGGAAUGAAGAGUUCUGGAGUGGGACGGGAGGGAGCCAGGGAUUCCUAUCACUUCUUCACAGAAGUGAAGUGUGUCACCAUCAAACACUAGAACACACAGUCAAGUCAUUUUCUUGAUUCAUCCACCUCUGUGGGUCCAAACCAAAAAUCAAAGCCUUGUGACUGGAAUUGAAAAGCUAACACUAAUUAAACACCUAACUUGAAUCCUG